CUCAGCAUAUCACACCCGAAAAGGCUGCUUUUUUUUUAUCGAUUUUCACGAUAAAAAUGGCGUCCAUUCCGGGAAACAAUGACGACAAACCCGCGCCGCUGUUUGGGGCAGUCGGCGCUCCAAACCCCAAACGCGCUGUGGACUGGGUUCCGUCCCUUGGUGACCGGAACUUGGCUGACGAGAGUGAGACGGACGCUUGCAACCAACUGCUAAUCCUGAUCACCGGCGGUCAGAACUUCAUGCUCGAGGGCAUGAACCUCAAAGUAGCCUGGCCGAAUAUGGUACGCCAGCUGUACCCAUGGUUCCAGAGCAAUGGUUGGAUCUGGAUGGGCACAAGCGCGAUCAAGUACUGGGCCAUGCGAGAGCUCUACAAGAAGAACAAUAUUCAAUUGGAGAAGCCUGUUCACACGCUGGGAUUCACGCCGCCCCCGAAUGUCAUCGAGGAAAUUGACGAGGGUUACUCGAACUACCUCAAGGCCAAUCACCCCAUCUACUAUGAGCACAACAAGCACAGGAUUCCCAAGAAGAAGGUGUCGGUGGCCUCUCCCGCAGUCGGAGCAGCAGAGUCUUCCAGGAAAGACGUCCAGGUGGAGGACAUCGAGCCCCAGAAUGACGGACACAAUAAGCCAGAGGUUCCUACCAAUGCGUCCAACAUGCUCUCUCCGCUCCAAGCCGUAACAAUAAAUUCUGGAACGACCACGCCCACGCCCACGCCCACGCCUAGUGCCCCCGUCGUGACCAUGCCACCCAGCAAGUUCGAGUCAAUGGUCUUGGCGGCAAGAAAGGACCUCAAGAAGUACUGGGAAGACUGCGGAGGCGACAAGAUACUCCUCGACAAGGAUGGAUACCCUUUCGAAGUGCGAGUUCCCGAUCGAUCCAGUCCCGACGUGGCCAAAUACAUCUACCGCAACGCAGGACAGAUGGCCAAGGUCAACAAAAUUCUCGAUCCGAGACUUCGUCUUUGCUGGAUUGACCACGAUGAGGCAACCUUCCUGGUCAUUGUGAAGAACGACAUGAGAGGCGAUUACGACGACAUCAUUUCAUACCCAGAGUCUUGGAACGCUCUCAGGGCCUGGUCCCAGAGUGUCGCGGAUGGUCAGGUGGCAACUCUGGGUGAGUUUGUCCGAAGCUACAACGAUAAGGCCAGAGUUGAGGCUAUGCAAGCAUACAAGGAAAUUGCGGAAAAGGAAAAGCUGGCCGAGGCACUGGAGGAACAUGAUGCGACGAUGGCCUCGUCUCGUCGUCAGGCCGAGCAUGAGCAGCUUUAAAGCUCCGUCGCAUCAUAUUCGACAACCUUGUAAAUACCAGAUUCUGGAAAACAACACGAUGGCAAGCGAUGGUCGACACGUACGUCAACUUUCAACGAUGGACGACUAAGCUUGGCAAGACUUUCUCACAUGAAGAUGUUGAGAUGUCUGUACUAAAGGGGUGGCUUGUGUACAACGGUGACGGACAAACCAGGUAUAAUGCCCAAGAAGCAAAGAAAUGGGCAUGGAGGAUCAUGAAGAACUUGUAAGAGUAUAAUAUCGACG
Molecule: messenger RNA, 1532 nt
Organism: Colletotrichum acutatum
Lineage: Eukaryota; Fungi; Ascomycota; Sordariomycetes; Glomerellales; Glomerellaceae
Exons: 2
Coding region: 57-1268 (403 amino acids)
Source: RefSeq, a predicted model, not a curated record